Molecule: messenger RNA, 2123 nt
Organism: Diuraphis noxia (Russian wheat aphid)
Lineage: Eukaryota; Metazoa; Arthropoda; Insecta; Hemiptera; Aphididae
Gene: CtsL1
Product: cathepsin L
Biological process (GO): proteolysis
Molecular function (GO): cysteine-type peptidase activity
Source: RefSeq, a predicted model, not a curated record
UUUGAUACUCCGAUCAGUCCGAUCAUAGUCAUUAAUUCGUUAUAGUUAAUUGCAUUUAUACAUUCGUGAUUCGAUCAUUGUUUKAAUAAAUUAAUAUUGAAUAACGUUAGUACUUGACUAAAUACUUACUACUCAGUCGUUAUUCGUCACAUAUCUACGUGCAACACUUGUCUUAUACUUAUAUAUCCAUUAAACUAWUUCCUCGCAGACACGGAAAACGAACGCAAAAUCCAUUACUAUUCAUAGUGUCUCGUUUAUUCGCUGUAUCUCGUCGACACAACGACCUACAACGGUCAUCUCGCCGUUCCGUCGAAGCAGUUGUUGUUUGUUAGAGUUAAAGGUCAUUGUGAGUAACAUGAAGGUAUUCAUAGUUUUUGGAUUGGUGGCUUUAGUCAUCAGCUCAGUGAGCUCAAUAAAGUUAAAUGAAGUUAUUGAAGAAGAAUGGAGUUUAUUCAAAAUUCAAUUCAAGAAAUUAUAUGAUGAUGUUAAAGAAGAAACAUUCCGUAAAAAAGUCUAUUUAGAUAAUAAGUUAAAGAUUGCAAGACAUAAUAAAUUAUAUGAAUCUGGCGAAGAAACAUAUGCAUUGGAAAUGAAUGAUUUUGGUGAUUUGAUGCAACACGAAUAUACUAAAAUGAUGAAUGGAUUCAAACCCAGUUUGGCUGGUGAUAGCAAUUUCACUAAAGAUGAAGCUGUGAUUUUCUUGAAAUCUGAAAAUGUUGUUAUUCCAAAAUCAGUGGACUGGAGAAAGAAAGGAUAUGUAACCCCAGUCAAAAACCAAGGCCAAUGUGGAUCAUGCUGGUCAUUCAGUGCCACUGGAGCAUUAGAAGGACAACAUUUCCGCAAAACUGGUGUGCUAGUAUCUUUGAGUGAGCAGAACCUUAUUGAUUGUUCUCGUAAAUACGGUAACAACGGGUGUGAAGGUGGUCUUAUGGAUAAUGCUUUCAAGUACAUCAAAUCUAAUAAGGGACUUGAUACUGAAAAAUCUUACCCAUAUGAAGCCGAGGAUGACAAGUGUCGUUACAACCCCGAAAACUCUGGUGCCACUGACAAAGGUUUUGUAGAUAUACCUGAAGGUGAUGAAGAAGCCCUGAUGCAUGCUUUGGCUACUGUUGGGCCAGUGUCUAUUGCUAUUGAUGCUUCAUCAGAGAAAUUCCAAUUCUAUAAAAAGGGGGUAUUUUACAAUCCUCAUUGUAGUUCCACAGAACUGGACCAUGGUGUGCUUGCUGUUGGUUACGGUAGCGAUAAGAAAGGAGGUGACUACUGGAUUGUUAAAAAUUCAUGGGGCAAGAAUUGGGGAGCUGAAGGUUAUAUAAUGAUGGCACGUAACAAGAAAAACAACUGUGGUGUUGCAUCCAGUGCCAGUUAUCCUUUAGUCUAAAUAAUUGUGAAUUUAAAUUAUCAACUGUAAACUUUUUUUUUAAACAUAUUUCWCAAUAWUUUUAUAAUGGUAUUUUUAAUAUUACACUUAAUUAAUUUAUAAGAAUGAAUGUAUUGAUUUCUAAGACAAAUUUCAAUAUGAAAUCUUGACAUUUAAAUUUUUUUUCAAGUUAAACAAUUGUAUGAUGUUAAAUUCGAUUACUCCUUCAAAUAUAAGUCAUUGUUCAAUCAUUACACUUGAAACAUAUUUAAACAUUGUCUAUGUAUUAAUGCCAAGUGUGCAUACAUUUUUUUAUAAUUUAAAUUAAACAAGUACGACAAAUCAAAAAACUAAUUUGUAUUUUAUAUUCUUGUAAAAAAAUAACUCAAAUAAAGUAAUAAUUCCUAAUCACUCAUGUUCUAAAAUACACAUUGAAUAAUGUAAACAGUUUUGAAAUCAAAAUAGAUAUGUGUGAUUUAAUGUUUACUUUAAGUAAUUAAGUUAGUAUAAUAUAUUAUUGGUAUUAUCAUUGUGUCAUUUAUGAUUAAUUUAAAAUUGUCAAAGACUAGAUAUUAUUAAUAUUUAUUUUUAAGUUACAAUAAAUUCACUAUGCAUUAUUAGUAUAUCAAAAUUAUUUCUUUUAUAUCAUAUACUCAUACUAUUAAAAUAUUAUAUUUCGUAAAAAAUAUGACCUAAGUUUAGUUUGUAACCAUGAUAAAAAUUGUCAUACAACCAUUUGUGGUAAAAACAUAUUAUUUUUGACAAC